CAUCCAUUUUUUAGAGCUCAAUUUAUUUAUAUGCACAACCAACGAUACCUGGCCAUAUACGAUAAACACACAUAUAAUCGAUAACAACGACGACGACGACGAUAAUCAAUCAAUCAAUCGAUCGGAUUUCAUCAUUAUUAACAUUAUUAUCCAAAUUCUGCCAUUAAAUCACAUCCCUUCCACUUCCACUUUCACACACAAACACACAUACACCAUUUUUGUAAAGCCAAACACUACCUACCUAUCUACCUAUCUAUGAAUGUUUUUUGAAACCUGCAAAACCUGCAAAAAACAACAAAACCAAACACUUUGUUGUUGCUUAAAUUCUUUGUAAAUAAAUAAACAAAAUAUUUCGUCUUCACACAAACAAGAAAAAACAUUCAUAUUUUACAAUAAAAAUCUCAAAAACAAAAUAUAUUUAAAAAUUUCAAAUGGCCAAUUCAACAAGCGCAACGACCGGUCAGAACAAAGUUCAAAAUAAUGAUAAUUCAACGGGUGGAAGCGGUAGCGGUGGUGGAACGACAAACGCUACUGCUAAUGCAACAUCUAAUGCUGCUGCUGCUGCUACCGCUUCUUCAACAUCAUCAUCAACAACCGGUCAGCAACAAGGAACGACAACAGCAACAACAACAGGAACAGGAACUGGUCAACAAAUAUCAACAAAUUCAACAACAAAUCAAACAACAACAACAACAACAACGAAUAAUGCAAACCAAAAACUUUCAACAACUGAUCGUAUCAUUAAAAGUGUACCAUUUCCACCAUCGCAUAAGAUAACGAUGGCCGAAGCAUUUGAUACAAAAACGAACAAGCCACGUAUCGAUGUAUUGAAAUAUCAUUUUGUACAUGAAGGACGUUUAGAGGAAAAUGUUGCCCUACGUAUUAUAAAUGAGGGUGCUGCCUUAUUGAGAGCUGAAAAAACAAUGAUCGAUAUUGAAGCUCCCGUAACCGUUUGUGGUGAUAUACAUGGUCAAUUUUAUGAUCUAAUGAAAUUAUUUGAAGUUGGUGGUAAUCCAUCAUCAACUAAAUAUCUUUUCCUGGGAGAUUAUGUUGAUCGAGGUUAUUUUAGUAUCGAGUGUGUUCUUUAUUUAUGGUCAUUAAAGAUAACCUAUCCAACAACGCUCUUCCUAUUGCGUGGCAAUCAUGAAUGUCGCCAUUUAACCGAAUAUUUUACAUUCAAAACUGAAUGUAAGUAUUAUUAAC
Molecule: messenger RNA, 1203 nt
Organism: Dermatophagoides pteronyssinus (European house dust mite)
Lineage: Eukaryota; Metazoa; Arthropoda; Arachnida; Sarcoptiformes; Pyroglyphidae
Product: protein phosphatase 3 catalytic subunit alpha-like
Biological process (GO): calcineurin-mediated signaling
Molecular function (GO): calmodulin-dependent protein phosphatase activity
Source: RefSeq, a predicted model, not a curated record